Molecule: messenger RNA, 1341 nt
Organism: Cryptomeria japonica (Japanese cedar)
Lineage: Eukaryota; Viridiplantae; Streptophyta; Pinopsida; Cupressales; Cupressaceae
Exons: 2
Coding region: 1-1341 (446 amino acids)
Source: RefSeq, a predicted model, not a curated record
AUGAGUUGUGUUACUUCUUCGUCUUUCUUGGUUAUUGUGAAUGGCAAACCUUCAGAGCCUUUUGGGGUUUCCCGUGGUCUUCACCAAGGGGAUCCUCUUUUGUCUUACCUGUUCAUUAUUAUGGUUGAGGGUUUGGGUCAUUUUCUUAAGUUUCGUGCUUCUCAAGGCCUUAUUCAUGGUUGGCAAUGGGGCAAUGGUUUGCCACAAAUCUCACAUCUCCAAUUUGUAGAUGAUACUACUCUUAUGGGUUUGGCUCGUAUCAGGGAAGCUGAAUCUUUUCGGUACACCUUGGAUAUUUACAUUGCUGCUUCUGGUCAGAAAGUCAAUGAGCAUAAAUUUUCUAUCUUCUUCUUUAAUACUCCUCAGACCAUUCAAAGGCGGAUUGCUGAUAUUCUGCAGUUUCAGGUUGGUCUCUUCGCUUUAUUUAUUUGGGUAUUCCUCUUACUAUUGGAAGACACCCCAGGUCUUCUUGGCAGAUUAUACUUGACAAGUUGCAUCAGAAGAUGUUUUGUUCAAGUUGCUCCCAUGUAUUUCCUUAAGGAAUUUGAUACCCUCUCUCGACAAUUUCUUUGGAGUGGUACUUUGUCAACUGCUAAAUGGAGCCUUGUUAAGUGGGACACCAUGUGCAGGCCUAAGAAUGAGGGUGGACUUGGUUUAUGUUCUGCUAUUUUAAAUGGGCAAGCUCUUGCUGCUAAGUUAUAUUGUCAUUGGUGCACUAGUAAGAAUCAACUUUGGGUUCGUAUUCUUACCCAUAAGUAUCUUCCAAAUGUUAAUGUGUUUGAUGUUUCUUGCUUUCCUGUGGAGGGUCGUGGUUCUAUGAUUUGCAAUACUUUGAAGUUGGGGGCUCAGUUAGUUAAGAAUGGGCUCUUUUGGAUCUGUCAUACAGGGUCUCAAGAUCCUUUUUGGUUGGAUUCCUGGGAUGGUCAUCCUCCUAUCCUUUCUACCCAUCCUCAUCUUCAGUCCCUUUCUGAUAUGUUUAUUUCUGUUGGUUGGGAUACUAUUGAUCAUUAUAAGAUUGCUCAUAAUGGAGGGCUGGUGGCUUGUUUUCGUUGGAAGAAUCCUUCUGAAUUGCCACUUGGAGGCUUUGUGGAAGAUAGAAAAGAGCUGGCUCAAAUUCUUGAGUCUCGUGAAUGCACCACCUUGGUAAGGAAUGAUGCUUUGGUUUGCGCAAGUAAUAAUUUGUCUGGAAAGUUUUAUGUUUCUACUGGCUGUGUUGAGUUGGUGUGGCAGACUUUUGGGGACAUUCAAGUCCCUUGGUGGAAGCAAGUUUGGUAUAAGUUCUCUUGGCCAAAGUAUAAUUUUUUCAUGUGGCUAGUGGUCCACAACCGAUGCCUCAACUAG